CUUCCGCCUACCCCGCCCGGGACGCCGGACCGGAAGCGUAGCGCUCUAACUCCAGCCUCCUGGUCUAGCUUGAAACCGGGAGCCUCCAAGAUGCCGGCUUACCACUCUUCUCUCAUGGAUCCUGACACCAAACUCAUUGGAAACAUGGCACUGUUGCCUAUCAGAAGCCAGUUCAAAGGACCUGCCCCUAGAGAGACAAAAGAUACAGAUAUUGUGGAUGAAGCCAUCUAUUAUUUCAAGGCCAAUGUUUUCUUCAAAAACUAUGAGAUUAAGAAUGAAGCUGAUAGAACCUUGAUAUAUAUAACUCUUUACAUUUCUGAGUGUCUGAAGAAACUCCAAAAGUGCAAUUCCAAAAGCCAAGGUGAAAAAGAAAUGUAUACACUGGGAAUCACUAAUUUUCCCAUUCCUGGAGAGCCUGGUUUUCCACUUAAUGCAAUUUAUGCCAAACCUGCAAACAAACAAGAAGAUGAGAUGAUGAGGGCCUACUUACAGCAGCUGAGACAAGAGACUGGACUGAGACUUUGUGAGAAAGUUUUUGACCCUCAGAAUGAUAAACCUAGCAAGUGGUGGACUUGCUUUGUGAAGAGACAGUUCAUGAACAAGAGUCUUUCAGGACCUGGACAGUAAAAGGAACCUGGGCAGACACUUCCCACAGCCAUGGGCAGCGUUUUACAGCAAGAUGUACACAGUUCUUUGCCUUUAUUUGAUAAAGUUUUAUACAGAAGAGAGAAGAGACCAUGUCUUCACUUGAAGAGCUCUUUAUCAAGAAUUUGGGUAUUGGGGAGGAAGAACAAGUUGUCGAAGGGUGAUUUGAAAUUUUCUGCGUUAUUAAGCUGGUGCUUAAUAAGAAUAGGAAAUAAUAAAGAAAUUUCUAACAUUCCA
This is a messenger RNA of Hyaena hyaena (striped hyena), 882 nucleotides long. It is a transcript of the gene ARPC3, whose product is annotated as actin related protein 2/3 complex subunit 3. The record is from RefSeq and is a predicted model, not a curated record. Gene Ontology annotation, cellular component: cytoskeleton; Arp2/3 protein complex. The transcript is spliced from 7 exons. Lineage: Eukaryota; Metazoa; Chordata; Mammalia; Carnivora; Hyaenidae. Bases 91 to 627 code for a protein of 178 amino acids. Gene Ontology annotation, molecular function: actin filament binding. Gene Ontology annotation, biological process: regulation of actin filament polymerization; Arp2/3 complex-mediated actin nucleation.